Equus quagga is the source of this 1028-nucleotide messenger RNA. Its product is annotated as TBC1 domain family member 28-like. NCBI's taxonomy places the organism in Eukaryota, Metazoa, Chordata, Mammalia, Perissodactyla, Equidae. The transcript is spliced from 5 exons. The record is from RefSeq and is a predicted model, not a curated record. Bases 80 to 436 code for a protein of 118 amino acids.
GGGCUCCCUCCUAGGUCAGCCCUCCCUCCGCAGAAUCCAGGGCCCAGACUUGGGGGCUGGGGGCGGACCCUGUCCUUCUAUGGCCCCUGGCCUGGUGCAGGGCCUCAGGGCUCUGCUUCUCUUGCCUUCCAGUGAGGAGGAGCUGCCCAGCCUCACCACCCAGGAGGCGAAGCACAAACGCCGAGACAUCAGGCGAGCCGACAAGUGGCUGAAGAUGCUGAGGGACUGGGGGCAGUACCAGGGCAGCAAGAAGAUGCACAAGCUGGUCUUUAAGGGGAUCCCCCCGCAGGUGCGGGGUCAAGUGUGCUCGCUGCUGUUGGGCCUGGAGAAGGUGAAGGUGGAGAAUGAAGGCAAAUACGAGAGAAUGAAGGAGCAGGCGAGGCUGUUUUCUCAGGACAUCAAACAGAUCAACCAGGAUGUGAACCGAACAUUCUGAAACCAUAUCAUGUUCUGGAACCGCGAUGGCAUCAAGCAGCAAGCCCUGUUCCAUGUGCUCGCAGCCUAUUCUGUUUACAACACCAUGAGUAUCCCGCCCCCAGGCCCAGGGUCCCACACUGUCCUUGCCUCUUAAAAUCGAGUGUCUGUGACCAGACAGGAGGCACGCGUCAGGCCUCCAGCUCACAGGGUCACAGAGACGCAGCGAGGGGCUCUCUCCCCUGACGCUGAGGCGGACGGGGCUGGAUGAAGACUCCACUUCCAGGACCAGAAGGGGGCCCUCACCCCCGGCGCUGCCCGGCCCACGAGCUCAGUGGGGCUGCCGGACGCCCGUCUCGGUGGGGCUGUGUCACCAGUCAGUGCGGGGCCUCAGGGGCAUCGCUGUUGUCAUCACACUUGAGAUUUGAUCCUGAAGCCACCACAUUAUUCAUCAGAAACCAGCAGGGAGGAAGGUCCCCAUCAACCCGACUCCCUAAGAGUGAGGCAGACAGGGAGGCGGCUCCCGGGGCGACUGCUCCCCUUUCCAGAACUUUCCCUCAAGAACCACCAGCUCAGCCGACUCCACGGGCAGCCCACAGCGGGGUAUGGCCCAG